Molecule: messenger RNA, 1784 nt
Organism: Periconia digitata
Lineage: Eukaryota; Fungi; Ascomycota; Dothideomycetes; Pleosporales; Periconiaceae
Source: the annotation of a GenBank genome assembly
CCACAAAACACCCCCGCCGCGUGCUUCAUUGCUUCUUCUAACCCCCUCCCUCAUUUAUACCGCCCGGGCACCCCCUCAUGGUUUACUUGCUGCCGUCGUAGACGCUCCGUUUCCCCGUACAGCAGUCGGCCAAACACGCCCUCCUACCACCGCCUCCCUCACACAUCGCGCGACACCCCCGAACCUCUCCGCCCGCCCGCAAUCAUGGCCAACAGCUUCCGAAACUCCAAUCCGCCGACGCGGAGGCCAAACAGCAAGGAUAAGGAUGAUGAAAAGGAGGAGAUAUGGAAGCCCAUGCUGGACAACAUCUCCAGUGGGAAGCGACUGCCCGAGAAGAGCCUGCUGGUUUUGGGUGGCACGUCGGUGACACAGCGGGAAUUCCUGGAAUCGCUAUCGACGGAUCCUACCAACAAUCGCAGACCUCCCGAUCGCGGUCGAAAGCCCCCCAUUGCCAACCAGUUCGCCCUGGGAUAUACCUAUCAAGAUGUACUUGACACCGAUCAUGAAGAUACCCUCGCUCGCCUGUCCCUACACCUCCUAUCCAACCCUUCGCUGUCAUUCACCCCCUUGAUCCGACCCUAUCUGAACCCACGCACCUUGCCCCACAUGCUGGUAGUCAUACUUCUUGAUUGGAAUCACCCUUGGCUCUGGAUAAGGCAACUUCGCGAUUGGAUACGUGUCCUGCGCUCGCUCAUUUUGUCGCUCGACGAUGCGUCCAAGGAAGUGCUAGAGGAAAAUAUCAAUACACUGCAAGACAAAGGCCGGAGCAUGGGUGGAGAAGGAAACCCCGCCAUGGAAAACGUCAAGGUUCCCUUAGGCCCGGGGGAGUGGGAUGAGCCGCUGGGCAUACCACUCUGCGUCGUCUGUCAAAACGCCGAUAAGAUUGAGUCCUUGGAGCGGGAACGAGGCUGGAAAGAGGAGGAGUUCGAUUUCAUUUUGCAGUAUCUCCGUACCAUACUACUCAAACACGGCUCUAGUUUAGUCUACACUAUGCCUACGGCACCGGGGUCAUUGCGGUCGCUGGUUCACUCCACUCUGGGAAUCAAAAGCCUCACAAAGCAAGAGAAGCUCAAACACAACGUCACGGAUCGCGACCGCGUGCUGGUACCUCCAAACUGGGAUUCGUGGGCAAAAAUACGUAUCUUGAGAGAAGGUUUCGACGUGGAAGGUGUGAGCGAGAAAUGGUCCGUGGACAUAGACCCUCCACGCCACAUGAGACCGGCAGCCGAUGGACAAGCCUCUGCCGGUGCAGAAGAACAGACGAAUGGCACUGCGCAACACGAAGAAGAGGAAGUGGAUUCCACUGCUACUUCCAUCUACGAAGAGACUAUACGCAAUCCCGAGUCCGAGUUCAAACUCACCAGAUUGCACUCGAGGCAGGCCAACGGUUUGGAGGUGGCCAGUCAGGAUGCACAAGAAUUUCUCAGUGAGCAAGUGGCAAUCUUGGAAACUUUACGCCGCGAAGACGAUCAAGAAGCAAAGGUCAAAGCCGCGCAGAAGGCACCGGAACCAAUUUUCCGGGCUCGCACAGAUGAUUCUUCCGGUGUGGUGGAAGAGCACAUCGGCCCAGUGCAGUUCAACAUGGGAGGCAUCCAGGUCAACGCUGACGAGAUGGUCAAACGAUUACAGGAUCGCGAGGCUGGAAGAGCGAACGAACCAGAAACACCUUCGGCGGAGCCAACUAACCCCGAUCCCAAAGAGAUGGAUAAUGAAAAACUUAUGUCGUUCUUCUCUGGCUUGAUUAGAAAAGACGCUGCUAAAUAGCGACACUUCUAUGCCUAAUU